This is a messenger RNA of Acanthosepion pharaonis, 591 nucleotides long. NCBI's taxonomy places the organism in Eukaryota, Metazoa, Mollusca, Cephalopoda, Sepiida, Sepiidae. The record is from the annotation of a GenBank genome assembly.
AUGAUUGACUUCUUCAAUCUAUGGAUAUGCAUUGAAAUUAUAUCUUUGUUUCUAUCUAUCUAUCUAUCUAUCUAUCUAUCUAUCUAUCUAUCUAUCUAUCUCAUCUCUCUAUCUAUCAAUCUCAAUAUGUUCAUCUCUUCUCUGCCUAAAUCUGUUUCUAUCUAUCUAUCUAUCUAUCUAUCUAUCUAUCUAUCUAUCUAUCUAUCUAUCUAUCUCUUAAUAUCUCUCUAUCUAUCAAUCUCAAUAUGUUCAUCUCUCCUCUAUCUAAAUCUGUUUCUAUCUAUCUAUCUAUCUAUCUAUCUAUCUAUCUAUCUAUCUAUCUAUCUAUCUAUCUAUCUCUUAAUAUAUAGUUUAAGUUCUAAUAAAGAAAGAAAAUCACUAUCUCUCUAUCUAUCUAUCUAUCUAUCUAUCUAUCUAUCCCGGUCUGUUCAUAUCUAUCGCAAACUGUGCAUAUCAUUAUAUCUAUCUAUCUAUCUAUCUCUAUCUAUCUAUCUAUCUAUCUAUCUAUCUAUCUCUUUCUCUCUCUCUCUCUCUCUCUAUAUAUAUAUAUAUAUAUAUAUAUAUAUAUAUAUUUUUUCUACAAUAUAUUGA